This is a messenger RNA of Penicillium maclennaniae, 1284 nucleotides long. Its product is annotated as DUF3500 domain-containing protein. The transcript is spliced from 2 exons. Lineage: Eukaryota; Fungi; Ascomycota; Eurotiomycetes; Eurotiales; Aspergillaceae. The record is from RefSeq and is a predicted model, not a curated record. The coding region runs from base 1 to 1284 and encodes 427 amino acids.
AUGUCAAGUUCACUAGAGAAGCCAACCGGCGAGUACCGCCAAUACUUGCCAGACCUGAAUACCCCGCGGUUCCAGGUGAUGUGCACCCAGGAUGCGCAUGAGUAUGCACACGCCUUCAAGACUGGCAAGCAGCCGCCGUGGUUGCACGCGCUGUAUAUGCACUGGCUGGAUCUGUUGCAGGAGCCUUUCAAGGGCGUCACUACCGAUGGCAAGGUCCGUUCUGACCUAUUCACAUUGCAAGAUGAAGAUGUCCCAAUCCAGGAGAUUGUGGCCGCUACACAAUCCAUGAUCUCUCUGCUGGAUGACAAGCAGAAGGAGGCCGUGAGUUACCACAUUGAUUCGCCCCAGUGGCGUACCUGGUCGAACCCCGAGUUCCUGCUCUCGCACAAAGGUGUCCGCCUCGACGAGGUGAAUGAGCAAAUCCGCGAUGCAGUCAUGAACAUUUUGAAGGUCACUCUCUCGCCCGAGGGCUACGAAAAGGCCGUCAGCGCCAUGCGCAUCAAUCACUUCCUCGGCGAGCUCGUCAAGUCUCCCCGCGUCAUGAAUGAAUUCUCGUACAACUUCGCGCUCUUCGGAAAGCCCUCCACCGACCGCCCGUGGGGUUGGUCCUUCUACGGCCACCAUCUGUGCUUGAAUAUCUUUUUGUACAAGGGCCAGAUUGUUGCCUCGCCGUGGUUCACCGGUGCUGAACCCAAUGAGAUCGACGCCGGUCCCUAUGCCGGGACUCGGAUUAUGCAGGUCGAGGAGAAGCUUGGUCUGGAGCUGAUGCAGUCCCUCUCUGCUGAGCUGCAGGCCAAGGCCCGGGUCUUUGCCCUGAUGAAGGACCCUGCCAUGCCUCCUGGUCGCUGGAAUAAGGACGACCAGCGUCACGUGUGCGGUGCCUACCGCGACAACCGUGAGGUGCCGUACGAGGGCAUCCUGGCAUCGACAUUCAAUGACGACCAAAAGAAGUUGAUGUAUGGCAUUCUGGAACAAUACCUUUUGUACCUGCCCGCCAAGGCACGCGCUAAGAAGAUCGAGGAGGUGCGCCGCUGGGAGGCUGAGACCUACUUCUGCUGGAUUGGAGGUUACGGUGACGAAGACCCGUUCUACUACCGCUUACAGAGCCCUGUGAUCCUCAUCGAGUUCGACCAUCACUCGGGUGUCUUCCUGAACAACGAGGAGCCCAAGAAAUUCCACAUUCACACCCUCCUUCGCACCCCGAACGCUGGUGAUUAUGGACAGGCGCUGCGCGCUCAGAUCCCUGCUAUUGAGGGGAUCAAUGGGAAACACAUUGUUUGGUAG